Messenger RNA from Condylura cristata (star-nosed mole), 888 nucleotides. RefSeq names its product LSM1, U6 small nuclear RNA associated (gene LSM1). Gene Ontology annotation, molecular function: RNA cap binding. The record is from RefSeq and is a predicted model, not a curated record. Gene Ontology annotation, biological process: deadenylation-dependent decapping of nuclear-transcribed mRNA. Bases 157 to 558 code for a protein of 133 amino acids. Gene Ontology annotation, cellular component: P-body; Lsm1-7-Pat1 complex. The transcript is spliced from 4 exons. NCBI's taxonomy places the organism in Eukaryota, Metazoa, Chordata, Mammalia, Eulipotyphla, Talpidae.
UUCCGGCUUGCCCCGGCUUUGGGCUGAAAGCCGGGGCAGACUUGCUGGUUCGGGUCUGGGUUCCCGUCGCGGUCCCGCCAAGGCGGCGACUGCGGUAGGAAGAAGGGAGUGUUGGGCGCACUGGCACUAUACUUCGCAGCCUUAUCUUAGCUCAAAAUGAACUAUAUGCCUGGUACCGCCAGCCUCAUCGAGGACAUCGACAAAAAGCACUUGGUCCUGCUUCGGGAUGGAAGGACACUAAUAGGCUUUUUAAGAAGCAUUGAUCAAUUUGCUAACUUAGUCCUACAUCAGACUGUGGAGCGUAUUCAUGUGGGCAAAAAAUACGGUGAUAUUCCUCGAGGGAUUUUUGUGGUCAGAGGAGAAAAUGUGGUCCUACUAGGAGAAAUAGACUUGGAAAAGGAGAGUGACACACCCCUCCAACAAGUGUCCAUUGAAGAAAUUCUUGAAGAGCAAAGGGUAGAACAACAGACCAAGCUGGAAGCAGAGAAGCUGAAAGUUCAGGCACUGAAGGAUCGAGGGCUCUCCAUUCCGCGAGCAGAUACUCUAGAUGAGUAUUAAGUUUUCUACUCAGAGACCACUGCACUUUCACAGAAUUAAAGAAGCAUCUUGGUCACCUUACACAUUUGACUAAAGACUAUAGGGUUCAGAAAAGUCCUUUUUAUUUUUUAAUUCCUUCACAUAUGCAACAUGAAGAUAUCAACUGACCUUUUUGCUUUUUCCUUUUUAAUAACAAGAUCAUCAUUUAAAAAAAUACAGAGGCAUGGACUCCUUUCAUUCAUCACUGUGAAGCCAGCAACUACUUCUAUUUGCUCUUCUCGUCUCAAAUUAGAGUUUGCAGUGGACAUUUUUCACUUACUUGUAAAUAAAAUAUGAAUCUCAUAACGCUCA